Messenger RNA from Aspergillus costaricaensis CBS 115574, 2457 nucleotides. RefSeq names its product glycoside hydrolase/deacetylase. The record is from RefSeq and is a predicted model, not a curated record. Gene Ontology annotation, molecular function: hydrolase activity, acting on carbon-nitrogen (but not peptide) bonds; chitin binding. The transcript is spliced from 7 exons. NCBI's taxonomy places the organism in Eukaryota, Fungi, Ascomycota, Eurotiomycetes, Eurotiales, Aspergillaceae. The coding region runs from base 1 to 2457 and encodes 818 amino acids. Gene Ontology annotation, biological process: carbohydrate metabolic process.
AUGGCGGACCGGCAGUCGGUGCAGCACAGCCUUAACAGCCUGCUCUCUAAACUGAGCGACCCUGACCCGGACAUGCGAUACAUGUCGCUAAAUGAUCUACUUGGCAUAUUAAAUAAUCCUAAUUCCACCUAUCUGGCUCACGACCAAGUCUCCUCAUCAAGACUGGCUGAGGGCUUAUUAAAGGCCUUGGAUGACCAACAUGGCGAUGUCCAGAACCAAGCCCUGAAAUGUCUUGGUCCUCUUGUCCUUCGACUGCCCUUCGAAAGCCUUGCAUCUCUUCUCGAAAAGCUCACCAACCUGACAGCCUCGCAAACCAUUGACACAUCCGUUCCGAAUACUGCUCUGAGAUACAUUGUGACAGCUCUACCUCGGCCGCAACCGGGUCAGCCUCCAAGUCAGGAUGCGACAAUGGCAUAUUCGGCCGUCUCUCGCGUCCUCAUUCCCCGAUUGACUGGCCCGACUCCAUCCCCUACUAGUCGGCGUGGCUCGAUCGUCAAGGGCAUGUUGGAGAAGGAUCCAUCAAAGGGCUUCAGCAGUGAUGCUAUUGAUGUACUCAUUCAGGUUGUCACUUGCUUUGGCCCCCUGCUGAAAGAACCCGAAUUGACUGCCUUGCAAAACUCCGUCCUGUCUAUCGUCGAUAACGAUACAGCUGGCACCGUGGUCACCAAAAGGGCUCUGACGGCCAUAUCUGCCCUCGUGCUCCACUUCUCCGAUGCUCAACUUAGCGCUUUUGUCCAGGGGCUGGUCCAAAGAUUCAACUCCCCACAACUUAGUACAGUCCAUCGGCGUCACCUCAUUGCCACUGUCGGUGGUGUAGCGAAAAGUGCCCCGGCCAAGUUUGGUCCUCAUCUUCCUACACUAGCCCCUUAUGUCUUUGCUGCUGUUGGCGAGGAUAACUUAGCACAAUACUCCUUCCGUCGCAAUGUCUCAACGCAUUCGCCGGCAGCUUCUUGCCCUGCAUGCAGGGUCGUCACUUCCAUUUACAUCAGAAAGGCCCGGUCGUCUAAGCAGUUCUGCUACCUUGCAACCAUCUUCUUCUUUUCUCCCACAGCAUAUCUCAUCAACUUUUACUCUGAAUUACAUCUUAUCACAAUAUACUAUCUCAAAAUGCACAUGCUUCGCUUGGUUGUUUCUGGGCUUGGUCUUGUGGCAUGCACGACUGCGCGCAACAUCUUCAGUUUGCAGCCUAACCGUCAAGGAAGUCAUCUUCUGCCCCUUACUCACGGAGAUGCUCCUGAUCACAAGCUUGUCGAGCGUGGUUCUAGUCCUCGCUGUGGCCCUGAUCAUGGCAAGUGUCCUGAGGGCAAAUGCUGCUCAACUGCUGGUUAUUGCGGGGACACCAAGAACCACUGCAGCUCUCCUGACUGUCAGAUCGACUUCGGUAAUUGCGACGCCCACACAACUCCAGGAGGCCCUCCUACGGACAAGAUUCCUCGGCCUCAUGUAGGCAACGUACCCUACGGCCCAAAAUUCAUUCGGUCUUGUACCACUCCAGGAACCAUCGCCCUGACCUUUGAUGAUGGCCCCAAGGAAUACACUCAGGACCUUCUCGAUCUCCUUGACAAGUAUGAAGCAAAAGUGACAUUCUUUGUUACAGGAAACAACAAUGCCAAGGGCGAAAUUGAUAGUCCUGGGAUGCCUUGGGCAUCAUUGAUUCAACGAAUGUAUCGCAGUGGCCACCAAGUUGCCAGCCAUACUUGGUCACAUCAAGACCUUAGUAAAGUCACGCAAGAUCAGCGCCGGGUUCAGCUGCUGUGGAACGAAGUUGCUCUACGCAACAUUUUGGGCACAAUCCCUACUUACAUGCGUCCUCCGUAUUCCAGCUGUACCGCGGAGUCAGGCUGUCUGGAAGAUCUUGGCUCGCUUGGAUAUCAUGUCAUCCUGUACGACAUCGACACUGAAGAUUACAGUCAUGAUAGCCCGGCUCUGAUCCAACAAUCCAAGGACAUUUUUGACCGCAACUUGGCCUCACGGACGGAUUUUGAUAGGCCUUGGCUCGUCAUCGCUCACGAUGUCCAUGAACAAACGGUCCACAACCUCACCGAGUACAUGUUGAAGAAGCUUAUCGCAGAGGGCUACCGCGCCGUGACGGUUGGCGAGUGCCUGGGUGAUCCGCCUGAGCUCUGGUAUCGUAAGGACGAGGCCUUCGACGAUCGACAAACGCGAAAGUCUAAAUCCAAGAAUGAUGUUGCCAAAACUGUAUCAGUUGAUGGCAUGUGUGGUGGAAACAUCACUUGUCUUGGGUCGCGGUUCGGCCCUUGCUGCAGUGGCACUGGUUUCUGUGGCAGCAUGUCUACAUUUUGCGGUUCUGGAUGUCGACCUGAUAAUGGCGGUGGUGCCCCCAAUGCUGGUUCCGGUAAACCAACGAAGCCGGCGAAGUCAGAAGGGAGGGCUCUGCAGCUAAGCUCAUCGGUGGCAAUUGUGAUAUUGUUGUUCCUCGUGGUGUUGAUGGAUUAA